CAAACUUUGCGCAUAACGUUUUGAUGUCAGUUUGAGUUACGAAGAGUUCCAAAGAGAGCUGUUUUGUAAGAUGGAAUCAACUUCAAAUGCUGCUGUUAUGUCAUUGUCUGGCGACAAACCGCGUCGGAAACGCACAUUGGAUGACAAAGGUCAGUCACAGCGCAAGCAAGUUGGCGACAACACGAAAAUAUGAUCUUUGAUUUGUCGAAAUUUGAUCCAAGCUUUUUAUAGCGUCAAAGCACAUUGUCUUGAACACAAGCUCGUUAAUUUAAAACGAUAAGCAUAUUUGAAGUCAUUUACGUUCGCGUCAUUUGAAACAGACUAUUAAUUUUGGCGGGGGUAAAUCAAAGGAUCCGAUCCCCAUCUCAACCAUAGCACUGUCUUGUACUGCCUUGUUUUAUAUAGGUGUUUGAAAAACCGAAAAUUAUGUUGAAAAACAAGGUCCCAGCGCGAAUUAACAUGAGUACGUAACACCAACACACACAGGAGGUGAAUAUGAUGUUUGUGGUGUUACUCUGAGUAUGCCACCACAACGGGCAAGCUGAAAAGUUUGGGGAAUCUAACCCGUGAUCUUUGGGAUACUAGUCCAAUGCUCUAUCAAUUGAGCUAUGAGGUCAAGUCGGUUCGAGCUGGUGAUAUUUCGGAACUGAGUCUACUUCCCAGGCAUUAAAAUACGGAAUUUUUACAAGGACACACUUUGCCUUCAGAUGCGUAUUUUUGGUAUAAAUGCGCAGACUCACGAGAACGAGUGGCAAAGCCACAAGUUUAGCGUCCAAGACGCGAGCUUUUAAGGGGGUCUCUGAAAUGGCAUUUCCAGUGUUCUGAGAACAGAAUUUGGAAAAUAUUUGGCCAUUUUGCGUGGAUUACAUUAAUAUAUUUUCAGUUUAAUAUAUUUUCAAGUACACACUUUUCAAUUUACAAGGGCACAUUCGCCUUUUACAAGGACACAAAGUGUGUACAAGGACACGCUAUUUUAAUGCCUGCUACUUCCUUCGAUAUCAAUGUAUUCCAUUCAGAUAUGAUACUUUUUGCGUGUGUUGGUGUAACAACACUUCAGACAUAACUGUUCUCUGCUUUGGCGUACUAUCUAAAAUCUCUUCAUUUCAGCAUUAUUUUACACAUACAUCACUAAACAUACUUUUUAAGUCUGUUUGCCUCUUGAGAAACAUAAAAAAAGUAAGAAUUUGAAUUUUGUCGUAUGAGAUAACAGAGUGGAAAAGUAUAUUAUUUGGAUUCUUGCACUAUACUUGGUGAAAUUAACAUUAGAAUGUUAGGGUUUGUAAUCCAAGUGAGUUAGUUUUGAGCGCGUAUUGCGUGACCGCAUUGACAUCAAAUUAGCCUGAUCAUUGACUUGUAGUUUGUGAAAAACAUCACUUAUGUUUUUUCUUUUGCAAUUUUUAGCCUGCGAGGUUUGUGAUGAUAAAUCAACAGGGAAACAUUAUGGCGUGUACUGCUGUGAUGGAUGCAGUGGCUUCUUCAAACGUACAGUUCGUAGGUCUAUCCCGUGGCUCUGUCGGAAUAAUAACCAAUGUGUUGUAGACCGAGCAAGCAGAACUGAUUGCCGUGCCUGCAGAUUUAAGAAAUGUUUGAUGGUCAAUAUGAACCCGGAAGGUAGGUGACGUAUUUUUAGAUGGAAAUUUGAAAUAUGGAUUUUAUACCCUUUAUUACACCUAACCAGGAGCAAUCAGGAGCAUUUAUUGUGUGUGUUAUUGUUAUGUACUCAGGUGAUGUUUGUGAUGUUACUCUGAGUGUGCAUCCACACCGGUGUCUCAGCAGAUUUGGACCCCUCUCAAAAUGGACCCCCCGGUCCAAAUCCGCUAGCGAAUAUUUACUACUUGGAAUUGUUAUCUGCGCUGACGCUUAACUGCUCAAAUAAAAACGGAAAAUGAAAAUAUAGUUCAAAUUAUUUUUGCCUUAACAUACCCAUAACAAAGUGAUGCAUUCCACCCAACUCGAAAUUUUUAUAAAAUUAGCAUCUCAAUAACUUGUUUUCGUCAUUAAGCAAAUUCCAAGAUAGUUGAGUCAUGCCAUUAGUUAUCAUAAUUUCAAUUAAAGGGGAAGUCAAGUCCGUUCUGCGCAUCAGUUCUGCGCAUAACAAUAGAGGGCCCUCUGAGGUAAACAUUGCCCAAAUUUUGAAUGUUUCGAAUUUUUCUGAACACAAACUCUAUUUCAUAUUCAUGUAGAAGCAUAACGAACCAAAAUGGUGUUAGAUAUUCAGACAGUACAUCAUAUUUUAAAAAAUACAGCAGUUCAAAAUGUAAACAAACCGUUUGUUUACAUUACGGACUUGACUUCCCCUUUAAACUGACGCCUAAAUUUCCAUACACAUUCACCUGCAAAUCGUUUCUUAUAAAAGUCAACGUUAGUUUAAAUCACAAGUAGUGUUGGGACAACAGUAGCUAUAUAUAAUUUUCAUAAGGCGAAGGUGGUUAUUUUGAUCUCGAGAAUAUAUAUAUAUAUAUUAUCUAUAAUUUCAUCACAGAUAGUCCCCACAACUACUCGUAGAAUUAAAAAUUUCUUCUUUCUGUGAAUUUUAGGGGGUACAAUUCCGCGGAAGGGGGGUACAUAUUAGGAACUAGAUUUAGGUUCUCUAGCAGAAAUCAAACCUGUUUGUGUCCGUGUGUUCUGUUGAUGAUGGCGCUCUGUCACGCUGCUGUGGUUUCAUUCCUACAAUAUACAGUUGUCUCAUUUUCAUUCAUAGCUACCCUAACCAAAAUGAUGCCUCAUCUAGGUGUACAAAACACGAGCGGCUCGCGAGUGUCCUACGACAGGGCGAACAGGGAAAACGACUCAAGUGAAAUGAACUAUUCAGAUUUUGAAGGAACAAGUGUUCAAACUGUUCAUUUAAGGGGAAACUCCAGCACCAGCAGUAAGUCCACAGAACUACUUUUGCAUUUUACCAAUAGCAAUACAUGAUAUGACUCGUUAACGCAAAUUAUUCUGCAAACAGUUUGGCAACAUCAUUUUUGCGUUUUAGGCGUAACAUUGGCGACGAAUCCCUCGUUCCCAGGUUCCUCCAGCUCUCCUCCCAUCUCGAUGGCUCUAGCUGGUCUAAGCAGCAGUCCAGACUUUCAACGCAGAUCAGAUUCCCCUGUGUUGAUCAAAGUCGAAACUGAAGGCUGUGAUACAUACGUUGAGGUCGAGAAAAACUCGGAAAUCGUCGGAAAUAAUUUGGAGAAUAUCGGUCAUAAAACGGAACAUGGUCGUAAUAGCUCGGAGAUUGGCAGAAAUAGUUCGGGAAUUGCCGGAAAUACCUCGACAAUUGUCGAGAAAAGCCCGGAAAUUGUUGGGGGUACUUUGGAAAGCCGAAACAGAAACGUAUCAUCGUCACAAGUUGUGAGAGAACCAACUUCUACGAAAACCGGUAUGGUAAUCAUGUCUCAACCAGUCAGACCGGUUAUGCCAGCUCAACCUCAAGUGGUCCCCACACAAAUGCUAGUUGUUCCAAAUACUUCGUUUACUCAUCGGUACCCCUAUCAAUCAACCCAUUACCCCUUAACAUCACCCACACCACGUUAUGCACUCACUGACCGCGAAAAUGUCACUCCAGGUGGCACAGAAAUCUCGUUAAGAUCGAAGGCAGACUCUCUGCAAAAUAUGGCAGUACAACUUCUAUCAAAUUCUGUUCAGUUUGCGAAAAAUAUCCCUAGCUUCAAAUCCCUGCCUUUUCGCGACCAGAUUAUCCUUCUCGAAGAAUCUUGGAAAGACUUGUUUAUACUAGACGCGGCAUUUUGGUCCUUCCCCCUCGAUGUAUCGGGCAUCGUCCCCCCGGGGGAUGCGACACUAGUUUCCAAUCUUCGUGUCUUGCAAGAGUUGGUUGCUCGGAUCCAGGCUCUGGAACUUGACGAGUCUGAGUGUGGAUAUUUAAAGACUGUCGUUUUAUUUAAACCAGGUAAAAUUCUUUCUACACACGUAAAAACACACAAGUUGUAACAAACCUGCAGCAGACUUGUAGCAAUGCUGUUCCAACAACUUGUCAACAGGAUGUGUUCGCACUGCUUGUUCCCAGCUUGUUGACAACUUGCUACAAGGCCUACAAGGUUGUUGAGCUCAACAUACUUAUAAGUUGUUUCAACAACUUGUUAUCGUCCUGUAAUUCAACAAUUUGUCAACAAGUUGUGAGUGAAAAGCUUGUAGCAACUUGAUAAAAUAACAGCAUUGUUACAACUUGUUGACAAGCUUGCUACAAGCCUGUUGCGAACACAUCUUGUUGACAAGUUGGGGGAUUUUUACGUGUGUUUGUCGUUUGGAUAAUUCACUCCUUGACGGAUGUUUUUUUCUUUCUAGACAUCAAAGGUCUCAAAGACUCGCAGCAAGUAGAGAAACACCAAGACGAGGCUCUAGUCAAACUCUCUGAUUACGUCAGAACAACACGCGUGGAAAGUCCCGCGAGAUUCGGCCGCUUAUUGUUAACCUUGUCAGCAUUUGAACGAGCCGCGCAAGAGAUGAUUGAGAAAUUGUUCUUCCGUGCGCAAAACGAAGGCGUUGAGUAUAUCUUACAUGAUUUAUUUAAGAAAACAUAACUCAACCUCUUAUACUACAUUGACACUAC
Messenger RNA from Paramuricea clavata, 4552 nucleotides. NCBI's taxonomy places the organism in Eukaryota, Metazoa, Cnidaria, Anthozoa, Malacalcyonacea, Plexauridae. The record is from the annotation of a GenBank genome assembly.